CUCUGCAACAUCCCCACAGUAUACCCCCUUCUCUCCUCUGCCCCGCCCCCAUGCUGAUGCAAGCCUCCUCAUCCCAUUCCUGGACUGUUGCCAUAGCUGCUGGAGUGUCUACCUGCCUCUAGUCUCUCUCCAUUUCUGUCCAUUCUUCAUUUGGUUACCAAGUGAUUUUCCUAAAGUAAAAGUCUCACUGUGUUAUUCCCCCUACUCAGUAAACUCCAUUGGCUCCAUAUGGCUUUUAAGACAAAUACAGGGGGCAGCUAGGUGGCAGAGUGGCUCGAGCACCAGCCCCGAAGUCAGGAGGACCUGAGUCUGGCCUCACAUACUUAACAUUUCCUAGCUGUGUGACCCUAAGGUAGUUACUUAACCCCAACUGCCUCAGGAAAAAAAAAAAAACCAUACAAAAUGCACUAUUAGUCAUUGAAAGCCUUUUAUUUAUUACCUGCUUUUCCUUCCUUUCCAAUCCACCCCCACCUAACUUCCUAAGAAGUACUCUUGAUCCAAUGACUGCAGCCUCCUGGCUGUUCACAAAUAAGGGCCUCCCCCUUUGGAUUCUGGGCAUUCUCUGUCCGCUAUUUUGUGAGCAGUCUGCUCAAACUACUGACUUCCCUGACAACUAGAAUCCCUCCUCCUACAGGAAGCUUCCCCAACCCCUCUUCGUUCUCUUGGUUUUUUCCUUACUUAUCCCACGUCAGGCUUAUUUGGAUGUAUUUGUCUGUCUCUCCUUUUGAACCUGAGCUUUCGGAGGCCAGGCACUCGAGUUUUUUUGCCUUUCUUUGUAUCUGUAGCAUUUUGCAUUGUGCCCAGCACAUACAAGCAUGUAAUGUUUAUUAUAUUGAAUUAUGACUGUACCAACUGUGUGUCCUAGGGCAGGACAUUUCAUCCUUGAGCCCCCAUUUUCCUCCUAUGUAAUGACAGGAACUGUCAAGAAGGUCUACGAAACACUUUCUAGAUGAAUAUCAGCUCCCUGAGAGCUUUUUGUUUUUGUAAUGCCCCUCCCCCCUGACUUGCACACAGUAGGUGCUUAAUAAAUGCUUAUCCCUGUGAAGUAGAAAGCACACAUUUUAUGUGCGCUUAGAUGAGUCUAAGGCUUAGCAGUGUGAAGCUACUUGGGCUAAGAUUGUCUGGGACCCUAGACACUGCUGCUGUCCUCCAGAGCUGUGGCCAGGACCCUGGGCCACCCAUCCUCCCACCUCGGCCACCUCAUGGGGCCUCAGGCCACUGCUAAAAGCAGGUGGGGCUGGAGAGGGGCCUGGUGGCCGAGGGACCCUGAGGAGGAGAAGCCCAACCCAGGAGCAGCUCCCUCCCAGGGGCGAGAUCCCUGAAGAACACGGGGAUUGAGGAUUGGGGAGCUAGCGCCCCAUUAAUGUGCACAGCAUGGGGCAAGGACUCCCCAGGUUGAGAAGGUCCGUGUUCUCUCCCAUUGGGUUUGCUGGCAGGUGCUGCUCUGUUGGCGUUCACUAUGGAGGAAGGCGAGGAAGGCUCGGUGAGGGGAGCCGGCGAGGGAGAAGCCCAGAACGACCUUCCUCUUUUGAUCGAGGAGAAAUUUGACUUUGACCUCUCCCUGUCUUCAUCCAGUGCCAACGAGGACGACGAGGUUUUCUUCGGGCCGGUCGGGCACCGGGAGCGCUGUGUGGCCGCCAGCCUGGAGCUGCAGGGCCUGGUGCCCGCCGAGUCGCCGCCCUGGAGCCCCCUGGUGGGGGAGCAGUUCCAGGAGAUCUUCCGGGAGGCGCGGCUGCUGGCGCUGCAGAUCAAGAGCAGCAGCAAGAAGGCGGCGCCGGAGCCGGGCCCGGGGGAGGACUUCGUGCAGGAGGCCCGGCUGAAGCUGGACAUCUUUGAGCGGGGCCUGCAGGCCCGCCGGAGCCCCCUGGCGCUCAAGAGGGAGACCUACUGCGUGCCGACCCCGGAGGCGGGCCCGGUGCGGGCGCUCUCCUUCGCCGACUCCCCGGGGGCCCCGGAGCCCGCUCCCGACGCCCGGCUUCAGAGCCCAGGGGCGGCCGAGAAGAGAGCCGCCAGCCGCCUGCAGCCCCCCAGGCCCUCGGCCGCGCUCGGAAAGGGGGCCCCUGCCAAGCCUCCGCCAGGAAGACAGGCCGCCCCUCCCAGGCCCCCGGCCACGGGCUCCCGAGCCUCCUUGGGGGCCGAGCCCUCGGACCAGGCCGGCAGCGCCCCCAGCAAGUUUGGGGCGAGAAGGAUCCUGCUGAAGCCUCCUGGGCCGCCCAGGGCCCUCCCCGGGAGAACGAGCACCCCCGCUUCGAGCUCGUCGGGGACCCCGCGCGGGGCAAAGGGGGCCGGGCCCUCCUCGGGCAGAGGGCGCGGGGCUGGAGGGGCCGCUGUGCGGGCGGGCACAGGGGCAGGGGCAGGCCUGCAGCGGGCACAGGUGGGCACAGGGGCGGGCACAGGCAGGGGCAAGCCUGCAGCGGGCACAGGGGCACAGGCAGGGGCAGGCCUGCAGUGGGCACAGGAGCAUGGGCGGGCACAGGGGCAGGGGCAGGCCUACAGGGGCACAGGCGGGGGCAGGCCUGCAGCGGGCACAGGUGGGCACAGGGGCGGGCACAGGCAGGGGCAGGCCUGCAGCGGGCACAGGCGGGUACACGGUCUCCCUUGUGUAAGCUGGGCCCGCCCUCGGGAGCUUUGCCAGAAGAGCCUCAGAGUCAGAGCCGGGCCUGGGUCCCAGGGCCCGGACUCCCGGCCUGCUCGCGGCCUCCAUCUGGUGGCGAGCGGCGGUAACUGCAGGCCGGGUCCGCAGGGGGCCCAGCAAGGCCGGGUUGGGCCUGGUUCCUGCCCGGGAGCCUGCGGGCUGGCGGGGAGGGGCCGCGGGGCGGGGGGAGGGGGCUGGGGACCAGCGGCCCUCACUCUGCCUCCGGCUCUCGGGCUUUGCAGCCAAACCGAGCGAGGCUUUCGGGCACCUGCCCGACACUCCCCGGCCCAAGCCGAGCGGCGGGAACCCGAAGCAAAGCCAGGUGGUCCGGGCCGCGCCCUCUGCCGCCCGCACCACCCCCUGUGCCGCCCGGGCCAGGGAGCCCGCCUCGGUUUCCCUGAAGCAGCCGCAGACGCCCCAGACGGGGCUCCCGAGGCCGAGCUCCCUCCCCAGCCUCUCCCAGCUCUCUCAGCUGCCCAAGCCCCGGGGGCCCGGCUCCAGAGCCAAGGCGGGACCCCCGGCCUCCAUCCCCCCGCGGGCGGCCGCGCCCUCUGCAGGAGCCUCGUCGGACACCGUGACUCCUCGCAGCCUGGGCCCGAGCCGGCGGCCCCCGCGGCCCUCCUUGGGAAGCUCCGUCCCGAGGGCCGCCUCUGCCCGCUGCUCCUCGGGGGGGCCCUGCAGCCCCCUGCGCUCGGCGCCCGAACCCCCCUGAGCGUCCGGCGCCUGUCCGCCCUGCCCACGCCGUCCAGGCGCCGAGCCUCGGCCCUUCCCGCGUGGCCCACGCCCCGGCCCCCCUCCCGCGCGCCCCCCAGGAAGGCCGAAGGCAGGCCCGAGCAAGCCCAGGAAACGAGCAGGCCGGAGGCUCGUCCCACCUUGGACUCCCCGGGGCUGGCGCCUUUGGCCCUCAGCUUUGCUUCUCCGGAGCAGACGGCGCCAGAGACCCCCAGGCCGGAGACUCAGGAGCAGCCAGAGACCCCCAGGCUGGAGACCCCCAAGCCAGGGACCCAGGAGCAGCCGGAGACCCCCAGGCCGGAGACUCAGGAGCAGCCAGAGACUCAGGGGCAGCCGGAGACCCGCAGGCUGGAGGCCCCCAAGCCAGGGACCCAGGAGCAGCCGGAGACCCCUGGGCUGGAGACCGCAGAGCAGCGGGAGGCCACGCAGGCCCCCUCUGAGGUACGGGCAGUGUGGGGGCAGGCCCAGCUGGUCCACGUCGGAGCCCCGGCCUGCCCCGCAGUCCCGGCGCCGCCUCCCCCCUGCCGGCCGCUCAUCGACUUCUCCAACAGCCCCGAGGCGGGCCCGCGGCGGCUCCCCCUGACCCCGCUCCCGGCCGGCAAAGGCCAGCUUCUCAUCGACCUGUUUCACUCUCCAGAAGCGGCCCCGGGCGGCCCGUCCAAGCCCCUGCCGGUCACGGGCCAGCUGAUAGACCUGAGCUCCCCACUCAUCAGCCUCAGCCCCCUGGGGGAGGACAAAGAAAACCAGGACUCGCUGCUGCUCAAGUUUUAGGCGGCCGCCGGCCCCGGGACCCCGCGGGAGCGCCGGCCUGCCGCAGGGAGGGGCUGGGCGGGGGCCCCUGCCCCGCUGCCCGCCCGG
Molecule: messenger RNA, 4225 nt
Organism: Antechinus flavipes (yellow-footed antechinus)
Lineage: Eukaryota; Metazoa; Chordata; Mammalia; Dasyuromorphia; Dasyuridae
Gene: GTSE1
Product: G2 and S-phase expressed 1
Cellular component (GO): microtubule cytoskeleton
Molecular function (GO): microtubule binding
Source: RefSeq, a predicted model, not a curated record